Girardinichthys multiradiatus is the source of this 4892-nucleotide messenger RNA. RefSeq lists its product as uncharacterized. The record is from RefSeq and is a predicted model, not a curated record. The transcript is spliced from 4 exons. The coding region runs from base 3012 to 3935 and encodes 307 amino acids. Lineage: Eukaryota; Metazoa; Chordata; Actinopteri; Cyprinodontiformes; Goodeidae.
CAUGAUGAUUGACCAAUAAAACAGUCAUAGCAACAACCACUGGCCAAUAGGCACAAAGUGUGGCGAAAAUGCUCUAAAAAGUGGGUAAGUAUAGAGGAACUGGUUGGUUGUUUCCUCGCAGAAGACCAGCAAGCAAUAUCGGAGGGUGUCAGGUGCGGUGUAACGGAGGACCCCAGAAUACAGACGAGCAGGCAGCAUGAUGAUGCCGCCUGAGCUCUGUAGGUGAGAAGAAGACAGGUGCUUGCAAUUCUCAUCAGGUUGGAGGAGUAUAAGAGAGUAGCCCGCCAGCACUUCUACGCCUGAGUGUUUGCCAAUUGUGGCACCGCUUCAGCCUGGUUCUUAUUAGCUGAUUCCUCGUUUCAACUGAUCUCCAAGCCUCAAGAUUUCAAGGGAAGGUUUUGGAUCCUAUUCCAGCUGGCUGCUACUCGCUCUCCAACCUCCUGGCUUCAAGGUCUAGUGAACCCUGUCCACCUUCCAACGUUUCUCACUUCCAAGCCCGGUAUCUGGAGCUCACCACCUCAGUAAGUGAGCUGACCUCAGGGAAACUUCACCAUUGCAUGCUAUGUGAAGGACCAAGGGGAGAAUUACUUCAGGCAACUGCUGUGCUCAUGGUUCCAACCCCCUCCUUUGGGUGUGAUCCAGUUCCAGUCCCAGUCCACAUUUCCUAUCUGUAAAAAUAAACUCAUUAACCUUUUCUCUGUCUCCUGAGUGUUCUCUGCAUGUGGGUUAAAUUGGUCAAUAAAAAGAUGACAAAAGUAAAGAAAAGUUGGACUACAGACUGACAUUAAUGACCUGAACAUUUUAGUAAAAUCGUUAAGACUAAAUGAACCCCCUGCAGGAACAAUUAAAUCUUUAACCCAUUCAUUGAUGGACUCGGUGCUUUUUGGUCAAUAUUGCUUCUCCAUAAAAACAAACAUUUCUCCCUGGGGAGGAGGUAAUUACUUAGCAUCUGAGUAAUGGGGGAAUAUUCCUUUUAAAACUUGUCCACGUCUGGACCAAAAUCAGAGCCUUCUCGUCGCUCUGUAACCUUCCUUCUAACUAUUUUUAGGAAAGCCCAGCUCAGCCACGGUCAGACAAGGAGGGGUCUUCUGCAGUUAACUGCUUCUCACUGCACACAGCAAGGUCAGCCUUACUCAGUUAUAAGGUGGAAACUCUCAAAUCACCUUUGUCCUCAGUAAAAAACUUUGCUAUAAUUUUAUAACUUUUGAUUUAAUUACCAGUGUCAGGAUCUACUGUUUUGUGUUUGUUUACUCAUGUCAUUCUCAUAUGCUCUCUGGUUAGUAGUUAUGUGCAUUUAUGUUUGUUCUCUGGCUAGUGUGGAAAUAUAAAUGCCUUAUUAGUAGCUAAGACUAAGAUAUGUUUUGGACUUUGCUGUUUAUAGAUUGAUUUUUAUCAGGAGUUUUAGUUAUGCUUUUGAUAGUUAGAAAAAACCUUAACAAUAGCCCCUAGUAUUAUAACACGAGUGUUCAUUAUUCAAAGUUGAGGUUUGUAGGCGUUUUCUGUCUGUAUCGUGAGAAGCCGGCAGUGUAUUGGGGAGGCAUGCUACUCUCUGUGCUGGUCGGAACUUUUGAUAACUAUCUACCCUGAAGCUUCCUGAAGACAUGUGGGAAACAAUUCUUUAUUAGUUGAUGAAAUGUAUCUCUGUUUUUUUAUGCUGUUGCUGGGGAGACAUCCACAGAUAGAAUGAUUGUGUAUGUAACUGAAAAAAAGGUGCUGCACAACAACGUGGAGUAUAUGACGGAGGGGAGAGCAGCCCCCAGUCAGACAGCACACAGACGUUUCCAGGUACCUGUGUAAGUGUGAUGUCUCCCUAUCUGAAUUCAGAUUGGUUUUAAUAAACUUGUGGAAACAUACAACUGAUCUCUGAUUGUCCAUUGGGGUGCCAAAUAAAAAGAGUAAAUGAGAGGUGAGGAGUAAUGUAAGAGUUAACGAACGGCCAGUGAAGUUUUCUCCACUCGACAAUUUGGGGCCGUGACCCGGAUUUGGCUCUAACUAAAGGAUAAUUAAUUGACUACGAGGCGGACGUCGUUCGACAACACCACAGGGUUGACCCAAAACAAAAGGUAAGGAGAUCUACAUUUAUUCUCCUUUUGCCUGCUAAUAGUGUAGGUGGUGUUGUGGAAUAGAUAUCUGUUUUCUACUAAAUUUACAGUCCUGAUCAGUUUUGAGUAAAAAUAUUUGUUGAUUGAAAUAAUGUAUUAAGGUAAAGAAAUUAUAUAUUGAGUAAAAAUAUUUGUUGUAACAUACUUUUCACCCAAGAUACUUAAAUGUUGAGGGUGUAAAAGUGAAUAAGUUCCGUAUUUAGCAAUCCAAACUCAGUCCUGAUGAGGACUGGGGUAUUUAGGCUGGGGUUAGUAAGAGCCCCCCUGAGGGACUGGGGACCCCUCUUAAGUGGCAAGGGAUAGGACCCCAAGACUCUGAAUUGGCCGGUGAGGGAAGACAGAUCAAGAUACUUAAAUGUUGAGACUGUAAGAGUAAAUUUAAGUAAAACGAAUUCCAGGGAGUCAACAGAGGGUUGAUUCCUAGGUGUCAAACCGGGUUUGGCACCACAGCGGUCAGACCAGGAGAGAUUGAAAAAGAGAGUCCCGCUGAGUGGGAGGGUGUGAGGCCCUCCGCACGCGCAAGCUAUAUAUCCUAAGUGUUGUGUUUGUAUUUGUCUAACUGGAUUUACCGUGCAUAUGAGUGAGAAGAGAAUAAAAUUGAGUGGCUGCGAAUGGCUGUGAAUGGCUGUGCUUGAGUGUGAUUGAUGUGAAAGGAAUUUAAAUUAUUUGUGAAGUGAUGCUGCCAAGCAUAAUGCAUAAGAGGUGAAGUGAUUGUAGAAGCUGUGAUUAUAUUAUAAAAUGUACUGCCAUAGAAGUGAAAAAAAAAAGGGAAAACAAACGUAACAUAGUGUAAUUAGAUAACAGUUGAGCAACAUGGAACGAGAAAUAGAUAGGGAAAACAGUGAUGAUGGAUAGGGAAGAGGUCCCUGGCUCCCGUUGUCAGAACAGGUAGCAGUGCUGGUAGGAUUUAUGGAAAAACAUGAGAAAAAGUCAAAGAAGGAAAUCCAGAAAACUAUAGAAAACAUCAAGGAGGUGAUUGUUGAAGGAGGAGGAGGAAUGGAUGACAAGGAACCGUUAGGUAGAUGGUUGAACCGAGAAUAUAAGAGACAUCUGAAGGAUAAAGAAAGUUGGUUGAUUAAAGCUGAUAAGAAAGGAGGACUUGGUGGGAGAAGGUGUAAAGCUGAAGCAAAAGACGCAGGGAAAAGAGAGACAGAAUGGGGUCGUUUGUUGGUUUGGUGGCAGGGAUUGAUCCACUGGUGUAAGGAGAGAACACAAAAAAAGCAGUCAGAAAAAACAGCAGUACCCCCGCCGAGUGUCCCUCCCCCCUAUAGACUCACACAUGGUUUAUAUCCAGUGAUAGAUGUGGGAAGUGGAGAAAUAUAUAUUAGGGGAGACACAGAAUCAGGCCAGUUAUGUGCGCAUUACAACCCGUUUGUCCCUGAACCAUCAAAAGUAUACACACCACAAGUGGGUGGACCUGCCUGUUAUGAGCCCUUCUCUGACUGCAUAGAGAGAGAAGCAGAGGCCCCUACACAGCACUCUACACCAUGUGUGUAUCCCCCGCCUACAGGAGUGAGCCAGACCCUCCUGGGGAAUUUUAAAGAGAAAUUAAGUGUUUUGAAAGUGUCCGGUGAAGACGGAGUGUGCGGCUCUGACUCACAAUCUAGACAGAAAACGCGGCCAGAGGCACCCAGCUCUGAGCCUGAUUACUACCGGUCUGGUGACCGGCAGACAGUGGGGACUCCUGUAAAGGUGGAGAUAUCCCUAAAAGGCAAUUGGAUCCCUGAGCCAGAAGUAAAAGAGGAGGAAGAAAGUGUUGAGCAGAGUAGUGUGGCUUCUGGCAGUGACUGGUUGAGUGAAAGAGCUGAAGUAGGGUCUGAGACAGAAACAUAAGAAACAGACUUUUAAGAGUGGUUACACAAUUGGAAUCAAAAGUGCAUGAAUUAUAUGAGAAAGCUUCUCAACAGAUGACAGAAAAACAGUUUAAAGAUUCUGGGAAAACACACACCAUGACUACUCGUAGCCAGAGCGGUCCAUCCGGACUUGUCCGUUGUUGACCUCAUCAGUUGGAAUGAUAAAAUAUGUCCCUUUUUCAUUGGGAGAUGUACAGGCAUAAGUGGAUAAGUUGCCACCUAUUGCAGGACGUGGGCGUGUCUGGUUACAGGAAUUAGAUACAUUGACUAAAGGCAUGACACUGGCCUUGGGUGACUUUAGAGCAAUUUCAGGGCGAUCUGUGCAUCCCUCGGUUGCUAGAGAAAUAUAACAGAAUGCUGAUUGCAGUAAGGACCCUGAUGACACAACCCUGACACGUGUAAUGACAGCCCUAGGGAACGCCAUAAGAAAUCAGUAUCCGCCCACCGCCCUCGUUGCAGUCCCUCAAUUCGAUUGGGAUCAGCAUCCUAAAGAGCACAUUAGUGCUGCCGUGGACAUGUGGAUGAGACACACAGGAGUUAAUCCCAAGGGUGGGGGGACAGGAAUGGGAGAGCUGUUUAGAGAAGCCAUAUUAAAAGGAGUUCCUGUUGAGGUGUGUCAAAAGAUGAAAAAUAAUCCUGAUUUGCAGGGAACAGACUUCACAAAGUGGGAAAAACAUUUAAUUCACCAUUUACAUACAGCUCAGGAGGCAGAGAAAAAGAAAAAGGAGAAGGAGCAGCUACAGAACCAGCUCCUUAAAUUGCAGCUGCAAGAGGCCAAAGAGAAAUUAAAUAAGAGAAAAAUUGAUUAAAAACUGAAAAUGUAAUGUUAGCUGCAGCUGCAUCUCCAGCAGCACGCACUCCCAUGUCUAUGCCACCACCUGUGACUGAUCAGUGGCAAGGAAUGGAUUUCCCACUCCUCCACCCUAUCCAUUUUAUA